AUGGCCUGCAUCGUCAACAGCCUGGACCCGGUUGCGCAUUCGGGGCUGCCUACCGCAUGGCGUAUACAGAAGAUUGUCCGCGUCGACGUAGACAGGGCAGUGUCUCCAUUUAUACUACUUGUGAAUAUACCUUACGACGACAAUCUCUAUGCAUGGUGCAGGGACUGGUCGGAGGAUUCAUACGUGCUGUUUAUACUACUUUCCAUCGCGCAGCGCCAAUACUACCGCAAGCACGCGCGCCACAACACCGCGUACCAAGCAUGCCUCUUUGUCACUAACCCGGCAUCCCCUCAGGAUGUAACUCUCUUUGACGCGGACAUUCCGACGGCGCUCCCCGACGAGCUAGACGACCCGCGCAUGGUCCCGCAGCGACGGAAGUGGCUGAUCAUCCACCGCACGAGGAUGAGUAUCGAGCCGCGAAAAGUCUUUUUGGCGCGCCUCGUGGCCGCAUUGUCGAGCCGGGGAGACGGCAACGCUGCCGACGGAGAAGGACGGGGGAACGAAGGACGUGGAGAUGGCGAAGGACGGGGAGAUCGCGCAGAUGAGGAGGGCUCUGGGCGGUAG
Beauveria bassiana ARSEF 2860 is the source of this 564-nucleotide messenger RNA. RefSeq lists its product as uncharacterized. Bases 1 to 564 code for a protein of 187 amino acids. The record is from RefSeq and is a predicted model, not a curated record. NCBI's taxonomy places the organism in Eukaryota, Fungi, Ascomycota, Sordariomycetes, Hypocreales, Cordycipitaceae. The transcript has 3 exons.